Molecule: messenger RNA, 947 nt
Organism: Mercurialis annua (annual mercury)
Lineage: Eukaryota; Viridiplantae; Streptophyta; Magnoliopsida; Malpighiales; Euphorbiaceae
Product: 40S ribosomal protein S8-1
Exons: 5
Coding region: 105-773 (222 amino acids)
Biological process (GO): maturation of SSU-rRNA from tricistronic rRNA transcript (SSU-rRNA, 5.8S rRNA, LSU-rRNA); translation
Cellular component (GO): cytosolic small ribosomal subunit; ribosome
Molecular function (GO): structural constituent of ribosome
Source: RefSeq, a predicted model, not a curated record
ACUAAUAAUUCUCAUAUAUAAAAGCAAAACCCUGCUUCACAAGAGCUUCUCUGAAACCCUAGCCCUCGCCGUCUCUGUUAGUUGGGAACUCUUCUGCUUCGAAAAUGGGUAUCUCACGUGAUUCUAUGCACAAGAGGAGGGCCACUGGUGGCAAGAAGAAGGCCUGGAGGAAGAAGAGAAAGUAUGAGCUCGGAAGGCAGCCAGCAAACACAAAGCUGUCUAGCAACAAGACAGUUAGGAGAGUUAGGGUUAGAGGUGGAAAUGUGAAAUGGCGUGCGUUGAGGCUGGAUACUGGAAACUACUCAUGGGGAAGUGAAGCUGUUACCCGAAAGACGAGAAUUCUUGAUGUGAUGUACAAUGCAUCAAAUAAUGAGCUUGUUCGUACUCAAACUUUGGUGAAGAGUGCUAUUGUACAGGUUGAUGCUGCACCUUUCAAGCAGUGGUAUCUUCAACACUAUGGAGUUGACAUUGGUCGCAAGAAGAAAACUGCUGCUCCUGCCAAGAAGGAAGGAGAGGAAGGUGAAGCUGCUGCCGCUGCAACAACUGAGGAAGUGAAGAAGAGCAACCAUGUCUUGAGAAAGCUGGAGAAGAGACAAGAGGGUCGCAAGCUUGACGCACAUAUUGAAGAACAAUUUAGCGGUGGCCGUCUAUUAGCCUGUAUCUCAUCACGCCCCGGCCAGUGUGGCCGUGCUGAUGGGUACAUUUUGGAAGGCAAAGAGCUCGAGUUCUACAUGAAGAAGAUUCAGAAGAAGAAGGGCAAAGGAGCUGCCUAAAUUUUUUGCUGUCUGAACUCCAUAUUAAGAUGAAGAAUAGACUUUUUGUUUCAAUUUAAUUUUGUGUCUGUUGGAUUGUACUUUUAAUGAGAUUAUUUAUUAAAAAUUGUAGCACAAACAAGGAUUUGCAGAGUUAACUAAAAUCACAUCAGCACUCUUUGUUACAUGUUUAAA